UUGAACCCAUUGUUGUGGGCCGGUGUGACGUCAGCGCCGCGUGCUGUGGACGGACGGGUUGGAGCGAGCGUGGCGUGCGUCUGCACACAGACAGACAAAGACGGCGAACCGGAGGAGCAGAACAGGAGCGAGCUCGUCGCGUUUUUCUGCUCCAGUGCUGCACGGCCCGAGAACAUGAACCGAGAGCCCGAGCGAGAGACGCCGACACGGGAAGCGUGAUUUCAGCGAGUUUGAUUUUUAGCGCUUUUAUAGCGAACAGUUUAUCUUUAUAACUAGCAGCUCCGCUAGCAGUUAGCCAUCAUCAUCAUCAUCCUUACAAUCAUCCAGAAAACUCGAGAAAAGAGCGGCGGGAGAAUUUAAGAAAACACGGUUUGUUUGUUGUCUGAUGCACGCGCGGGCUCUACUAUGCCUAGCCCCCUGUUUCACCCUGACAUCAUGGAUCACGAUAUGGUAGUGAGCAGCACGAGCCAGUCCACUCUGCCACCCCCACGGGACACGGAUCAAGAGUCCCGGGACGAAGAGCAUCAAGAGGCGCUGCGCUUCGCCCUGGAUCAGCUGUCACUCAUGCCGAUCGAGAAGGUCGAUUGUCUGGACGGGACGCCGCCGGGCACAGAGAACGGCGGAUACGUCGACUUACUGAUGCUCGAGCACGCCAACGGGUCACGGGAGUCGCCCGGUUCCUGCUCUCCGUCUCCGGAGUACUACGGCUCGGGAGGCAGCGGUGGGUACCACAUGGCCGGGUCCAUCCUUGGGGAACAAAGCUCCGCGCUGCGAAAGAGGAGCGUCAACAUGACCGAGUGCGUGCCCGUGCCCACAUCAGAGCAUGUGGCAGAAAUUGUCGGACGACAAGGUUGCAAGAUCAAAGCAUUACGAGCAAAAACAAACACUUACAUCAAGACCCCUGUGAGAGGAGAAGAGCCCGUGUUUAUUGUGACCGGCAGACGUGAAGAUGUGGAAAUGGCCAAGAGAGAGAUCGUUUCUGCGGCCGAGCACUUCUCGAUGAUACGGGCCUCGCGCUGUAAAGCGGGCGGGAGCGGUCCCGGUUCGGGCGGCUCCCUCCCUGGACCUCCUAACCUGCCGGGCCAGACCACCAUCCAGGUGCGAGUUCCCUACAGAGUUGUGGGGCUGGUGGUGGGUCCCAAAGGAGCCACUAUCAAGCGCAUCCAGCAGCAAACCCACACUUACAUCGUCACGCCCAGUCGCGAAAAAGACCCGGUGUUCGAGGUGACCGGGAUGCCAGAGAACGUGGACAGAGCUCGCGAGGAAAUCGAAACGCACAUCACGCUCCGUACGGGCGCCUUCGUGGACCUGCAAGGCGACAACGACUUUCACAGCAACGGCACAGACGUCAGUCUGGAGGGUCUCGGGGCACUGGGACUGGGCGCAACGCUGUGGUCUCGUGCUAGCCAUUCGGCACCUCCUCCUGCCUCCCACCACCAUUCGACCCGCAAGGUGUCGUCUGCGUCUUACUCCAAUGGUGUGCUGAGCUCCGAGUCUUUCUCGGCGCCGCGGAGAGCGACAGAUGGCAGCAGCCCCACAAGUCCCUUCAGUACUAGCAGCGCUGGCGGCAGCUUCUCGUUUGGUGGCGAUUCCGCCCCGAGCCUCCCCAGCGCCUCCGAAGACCUGGGUUUCGAGUUAAGCGGCGGUAACAUCUGGGCACCCUUUGUCAACGGCGGAAAGCAGCAGCAGCCAUCACAGCUUCGUCGCAACAGUAGCGGCCUCAGCGGGGGCGCCGUGACCCCGCGUGUGUCGCCCACCCUGCCCUCCGACACCUCGUGCGUCGACCACCCGCUGGCACGCCGCGCACAAAGCGACCCCCUCAGCGCCCUCUCCUGGCUGCAAUCCGGCGGUGGGUCAUUCUCAGGCGGCAGCAGCAGCAGCGGCGGGAGCUCGACGGGUUACUCUUCCUGCUCGGCCUCCUCGUUGCCCGGCGGUUCACCCACUGACUCCGAGGGAGGAAGCAGCGGCAUGGGCAUCGCAUCCUCCAUGCUGGGGCGACUGAAAGCGGGUGCCCUGGCCGUUGUGGUGCCCGGCAGUAGCAGGGACUGUUACGUGUGCUGCGAGAGCGAGGUGACCGCCGCGUUGGUUCCUUGCGGGCACAACCUCUUUUGCAUGGAUUGCGCCGGGCAGAUAUGCCAGUCGCAAGAGCCCGAGUGUCCCGUUUGCCGCACCCCUGCCACGCAGUGCAUCCGAAUCUUCUCCUAAUGCCCGGAACAGAUGAAACUCCGCGUCUUUCAAAAACUGCCUUCGUCAGAUUGACAGCGAUUAUUAGAUGACACUAUUGUGAAGUUAUUGACAAUAAUAAUAAUAAUAAUAAUAACUCUGAUGCCAUGUUAUUAGCGACUCGAGUACUUUUCUUGGACUUUUUUCUUGGAACUGAAGAUCAAACAGUGUCUUAUCUUUAGCCCUUCAUCUUCGUUUGGUCGUAUUUAACGGUUCUUUUUUCAUUACGCCUUCAUGCGACUGCAACCGGUUGCUUUUUUGCUUGCAACUUUUUCUACUUGCAGAUAUUUUUCGACUUUUACGCUCGCAUAAGACUGCACUUUUUUCCUAACGUCUUGAAUCGUUAGAAGGUUGGCAAUGCAGUUGUUUUUUAAAUUAUUUUUUAAUUCUCUUUUGUUGCUUUUUUAUUUUUUAUUUUAAUUUCGGGCGACGCCCGCAACAACAACAACAUGCUUGGAAAUGCGAGACUGCAUAAACCUGCACACUGGUUUAGACCAAAACAUUUGAGAGAUUCCUGUUUUAUUACAAAUGAAGAAUGAAACACUUAAUAUUUAUACGUGUCAAGAGUUGAUAUCCAACUGAAUAGUUAUUGUUGAAUCUAAACUAGAUGGACUAGUACAAUGUUAUAAAUCUCAUGUUUUCUCUCGGUCAUCACACUACCUUAUAAACCUUUAUACUCCACUAGAUGACGUGAGAGUUUGUUUUAAGGGAACAAUGAUUUCGUCGGAUGUUUGUUCAUUCCCAGAGUCUUCACUCCUGAUACAGGGUUGUUAGUAUUUCAGAUGACGACAUCUUUAUCUGUUACAAUUUUACUGUUAGAGACUUUUUUUGUGGUAAGACUGGAUGUGGGCAGCACAGGUGUUGACUCCGCCCCUCGUCAAACCACAUGACUUAUUAUUGAAUUAUAAGAUAGAUGUUUGUAACUUGACAUGAAUGUUUUCUUUGUUGUGGAUGUGUGUGUGUGUGUGUGUGUGUGUGUGCGUGUGCGUUUUUAAACCGACUGUUGUAGAGCCAUCCUAAUAGUGCACUGCGACACAUUGAAAUGUUCUUUUGUAUUUUCCGGGGGUCUGUCGCGUUCCCCUCGGGUCAGGCUGGAGUAAAAGUCUGUCUUCCGGCUCUGUGGCAAGAGCUUUCGGUCUCAUCCUGAGGUUAAACUUUUGACAUUUGCAUCCUGCAGCGCGCGCACUUACUCUCGAAUCCCUCAGCCGCCUGUGAACGUAGCCGUGUUUGUUUUUAUGAAGCGAAUCAAAUCUGUAGCCCUUGACAGGCGUACGUGACGAGCCGUUGGUCCGCUGUACUCUAAAGGGCUUCUGGUUAUACACUACACACUUCAGGUCAUAUCUCUAAUAAUAAACAGGAUGAAUCGUCCCGACACGAUCCGUAUGGCAGCUAUAUCAUCCAGGGCUUCCAUACGUUUAGUGAUGAUGUCCAAACGCUGAAGGGACUUUUCCCAUCUUAACUUUUUGGUAUAAAUUAUGCUUUGCAUGUUUGUUUGUUUUUUUUGUAAGGGGAUCACACGAGUUUGGUUUCCUGAUAUAUUUUUGCAUUAAUGGAUCGUGCCGGUCAGAACGGAGAGAGUAGACGGUGCCUUUCGAGGUCAUGAGACUGACUCAUCUGUUAAAUGAAGAUUGUUUUUGAUAUAUAUAUAUCCGGCUGUGACGCACCACCUUCCCCAUUCAUACUCUUCCGAUUCUUAAGUCCAGAGAUUACACUUUAAAUGUGGAAAGAGGUCAGAGUAUUUUGUAUAGAGAGCCAUCUGAGCCGUUUUCUCCCCGUGUUUGUGUUUUAGAGGGCCAUCAGGAAGAUGAUGAUGUUUGUUCUUAGUUAGGAUUGAUGAUGAUGAUGAUGAUGAUCUGGUUCAGAAGAGGUGAGGUGUUGUAGUGUAAAUGGUGAAAAGAUCCAGAAAGUAGCUGUAGUUUUCUGUUCUCGUGUCUGUGGCAUGUUUUGGCAUCUCGAUCGGUGAUGAAGGUCAUAUGACUCGUGCAGAAUCCAUCACUGCGGAGCAGAAUUUUGGGAUUGACCCACAGACCUGAAGCUGGAUUAUUUGCCUUUUCCCCAAGGUUUAAAAACAGGGUUUAAUGUGGAUUUGUUUUCAGAGGAGAUCUCAGGCAGAUUAGCAUAGGAAAGACGUCAAACGCUGUUUUCUUAUCGGUUUUGCCCUCUACUCUGUUUUUGCUUUAACUUCUUUCUUAUUGUUUUUUAUGCCAAACCAAAAGUUGUUUCAAUAAGAAAAUUCAAGGCCUAAUUGUAAAUAUUCUGAAUACAAUCAUUAGGAUUUGUUUUCAAAAAGUACAAAACUGAAAAGGUUAAUGUAGUUUUUAAAACAUGUAUCAUUAUUUGUAACUUAACGCUCUCUCUCUAUCUCUCUAUCUUUCUCUCUGCAUGUCUUGAAGCCAUCAGGCGUUCGCUAACACUUUUCUAAAAAUGAAAAGACAAAAAACUUUUUUUACACAUUUUAUUUUUACAAUUUAUUUGCUUACCUUGACAUGAAUAUCCCAGAUUAUAAUGUGACCCUUUUAUUACAACAAAUUUAUCUUUAUUUUCCAUAUUUCUGUUUCCUGUGUACAACAUAUAGGCAAUUUAUAACAAAAUGAGAAAAAAUUAUUGAAGAAAUUUAAAAUUGAAAUAUAUUUUAUUUGAAAGUUUAUGGACCUUUUAACCGUGAGCUGGAACAAUUGUAUACACGCAUAUCAUUUGAGCUGACUUUACGGUUAUAAGAAAUGUAUCGAGAGUUUUAUUUUUUAUGCUUCUUUAAUAAAAUCUUGUUUUUCGUUUUUUGUUUUUGUACUGUAAAACAAUAA
This is a messenger RNA of Misgurnus anguillicaudatus (oriental weatherfish), 5024 nucleotides long. RefSeq names its product RNA-binding protein MEX3B. The record is from RefSeq and is a predicted model, not a curated record. Gene Ontology annotation, molecular function: RNA binding. Lineage: Eukaryota; Metazoa; Chordata; Actinopteri; Cypriniformes; Cobitidae.